AUGGCGCAUCAUCACGGCGAGGACUUUGACGUUGUGAUUGACGGCCAGAGCGUGCUCGGCGCGCUUGGUCCUGAUCUCGCGAACGGCGGCGGGCAGACUGCGGAUGCGGAACGGUAUAAGCUUAAGCGGGGGCAGAUUGUGAAGGUGGAUAGAGUGUUGGUCAGUAUCAAGUCUGCGAACGUGCGGUCUUUGCCGUCGGAUUUUAAUGAGGCAGAUCCUACCCCGCUCGAUGUCGUCGAGAGGGCGAGGGAGUAUGUUGCUGUUACGCGCUACUUUGGCAAUGAGGAGGUGCCAUUCUGCCUUGAGCUCUAUAAAUCAUUAAUCGUACCGGCCAUCUCUACAGAAAGUCCGCCUUCAUCAAUCGCCUGCUCCAUCCCCUUAGACCGCAAAUUCGUCGGCGUCAACCUUUUCUCGUCGCUCGACAAAUCGCUUGCGUUAUGGACUCCCGACAUGAAAGGCAGGAAGAAAAACAACCGCACGAUGAUUUACAUACUACGCUUCCGCUCGCCGUCGACGAGUAUCGCCUGGUACGGAUUCCUCCGCGGCGUGCUGGGCGGAAAAAUCGCAAAGGAUAUAAUUCUGCAGGUGCCUGAUUUGGAGGCGUCGCUCAAGAUUGGGAUUCCGUGGGAUGAUAUCCGGGAACACAAUAUGCGGAUCUUACUCGAAGCGCAGGAAAACGAGGAUGCGGGCGCGAAUCAUGCGCAGGACGUGACGAGCCCGAGACGGACGGUUCUCGAUAUAACAGAGUACACUAUCCAGACCGCGCUCGACAUUUUAGAAAAAGUGCCCGAGUACGCCGAGACGGUGCGGUACUGGCGCGAGCGCGAGCGGCUAGGUCUCGCGUGGCGGAGAUACGAUCGCAUCGAAUGGCUCCACGACGUGACCGAGCAGCACAUCUACGCCGCCUGGGCGCUGCGCAAGACGCACGAGCUCGAGCUCCGGCCGCAGGUGCACUACGCGACCUUCUCGCCGCUGCCGAAACCGCGCGCGGCGCAGUCGGUCGCGGAGCCGCCGCCGAUCGAGGGCUUUCUGAUCCGACUUACGCAGCACUCGGGAAACACGACGCGGCUGGGCAGGCUGUUUUACAAGCAGUUUUACUUUAUGUGCCAUGAUAACAUGCUACUGUUUGGCAAGCCGCACCACGCGACGCCGCCUGCGUUCGAGAAGCCGUUCUCGUUGACGGAGGGAUCUGGGACGCGCACGUUCAUCCAUGAGUUUACGCCGUAUCCGAUGAAGGAGGGGAAGAUUGAGUGGUUGGAUGGCACGCGGGUGCGCGAUACGCACAAGCUGAAGGAGUUGGAUGAUAUCGCGCUGUCGGAGGUGUAUAGAAGGCUUUACCAGAUUCUCACGUCGUCCGGGUUUAUUGACCUGUGUGAUGUAGUUGAGGUUCGCAAGGUUGAGAGAAAUGCAAACAUCGACUCAAACAUCGGCGUCGGCGACGGCGUCAACUUCAACAACUCCGGCCGCAACGACAACUCCAACUACGAAGACGGCGUAGUGACCGAGUUCGACGACGACCGCGUCUUCGAGCUCGUCCUCAAAUCAGGCCUGGUCGUACGUCUGCAGGCGUUCAACAAAAUCACCCGCGACGAGUGGAUCUCGAGGUUGGACGAGCUCAGGAUAUAUUGGCAGGCGAGGCUGGAGGCCGACGCGCGCGCGCUGACGAGGCUGAAGGCGGAUAAUCUCGAGCAGCUGCAUAUCGAUGAGGAGAUGGAGUCGCAUAUCGGCGAGGCGGCGUCAAAGUGGGAGGCGUUGCGGGGAAUCGCGGAUCCACAGAUCUACAACGUCUGCCCGCUUUCGUUCUGUCGAAGCAUAACUAUGAAAGGACCAUUAUUUUUCAAACUCCGCAAACAAGCAUCCUUCAAACUCAACUACAUCGUCAUCUGCCACGGCCACCUCCUAAUCUACGAAGAACAAUCACGCACCACCUCCGGCGUCGAAGUCCCGAAAAUCUACCGCAAAAAGCGCGACGUGAUCCCGCUGAAAGAAUGCUACGCCUACUCCGGCAUCCUCACCGAAGCAGACCUAAUGCAGCACAACAACUCCUUCAACGUCUCCGCCGCGCCGGGCAUGUUUUCCAUGCCGCGCAUCUACGCCGACGGCACGACCGCGUCCGACGACGAGUUCUCCCGCUGCUUUGUCCUUUGGCGCGCAAACGCCGCCGCCGAACUCGCGCCCCGAGACGCAUCCGCCGCGUUCGACAAACAGUUUCGCAAAAAGUCAAAGGCGGCUGCGGGCGUGGCUUCGGACUCCGGGGAUAGGUUCUAUAGCAUAAACAGGCUGGGGGUGUCCGGGACACCGCUGAUGUUCAUGGCGAGGUCGAGGAUGGAGAAGGAGAUGUGGGUUUCUGUCAUCACCGACGAGAUCGGACGGGUGCAGGAGAAGAGUGUGUCGCACCACGUUGUGUCUUGA
Myxozyma melibiosi is the source of this 2412-nucleotide messenger RNA. RefSeq names its product Pleckstrin homology domain-containing protein. Bases 1 to 2412 code for a protein of 803 amino acids. Gene Ontology annotation, biological process: protein localization to prospore membrane. Lineage: Eukaryota; Fungi; Ascomycota; Lipomycetes; Lipomycetales; Lipomycetaceae. Gene Ontology annotation, cellular component: prospore membrane. The transcript is spliced from 4 exons. The record is from RefSeq and is a predicted model, not a curated record.